Molecule: messenger RNA, 888 nt
Organism: Trichoplax adhaerens
Lineage: Eukaryota; Metazoa; Placozoa; Uniplacotomia; Trichoplacea; Trichoplacidae
Exons: 1
Coding region: 1-888 (295 amino acids)
Source: RefSeq, a predicted model, not a curated record
AUGCAUUCCAAGUGGAUAACAUUGGCAAUUGUACUAUUACUUGCCUUUGGCAAUAUUUGUGAGUCUCGAUUUUUAUCGAAACCAAAGAGUAAUAAGACGGCUAAUAAUGAUGAAAAUAAGCACAAUCCAAUAACAAAUGGCACUAAUUCGUAUGAUGAAGAGGAAGAAAGCGAUGGAGGGAUGAGAUCUUUAUUAGAUUGGCUAAAGGAUAUACUAUUUGGUAACAAAAACGGUAACCGAAUAGAUAAAUUUAAGGAUUGGUUGAAGGAUCGCUACAAUAGGACUGGUAAUAUGGAGGAUUAUGAUGAAGGUGACUUUUUUGAUGGGGAUGAUAAAGAAUAUGAAGAUGAAGGGGAAGAUUUUGAAGGUAUAGAUGAAAGUAAAGAUGAAGAGGAGAUUGGGGGUGCGGACGAAGAGAACGAAGAUGAGGAUGAUGAGGAGUGGUCCUGGAAUUGGCCAUGGGGAGACGACGGCGAAGAAGAAGAAGAAGAAGAAGAAAGAGAGCUCGAAGACACUGAUAAAGAUAGCGAGGAAAGUUCAGAAAGUUGGAAUAUGUUUAAUGACCUAUUUGAAUUCUUUACCGGCUCAUCCGAGGGUGACAAUGACGACAAACAAGUCGAUAAGGAAGACAAAGAUAGGUAUGAUGAUAAUGAAGAGGAUCGCCAUGAAGAUGAUGAUGCUUAUGAAGGUGAAGGCGAAUAUAAUGAAGAUGAAGAUGAUGAAUAUUACGAUGAUGAAGAUGAGAAUGAAGAAGAUAGAGAGGAAAUAAAUAAUGGAGAAGCGGAAGAGAAAGAACUAGAAGAAGAAGCAGAAGAAUUAGAAGAAAAAUUAAGCGGCGAUAAAGGAGAAGAAGAAGAAAAUAAAAGUUUCUGGGAUUUCUUCUUUUAA